AGGUGCUGCCUGGACUAAAGCAUGGGAUGAAAGUUGUGGGUGUUGCUAGCCGCGAUCGGAAAAAAGCCCAAGACUUUUGCAACGAGCAUGACUGUGGGGAGGGAAUGCUCUAUGAUGAGAUGCUCGACAGAGACGACAUCGAUGUGCUCUAUGUUCCUCUACCUACCGGGCUUCGAAAUGACAAGAUUGCAGCUGCAAUUGAAAAGGGAAAACACAUUUACUCAGAGAAGCCUAUGGGUGGUAGUAUCAAGGAGUUGGAUUCGCUGAUCAAAGCUUGCAAAAGCAAAGGUCUUCAGUGGAUGGAUGGCACCAUGUGGUAUCACUCUAUCAGGACCAAAGAAAUCGAGCAAAAGCUGCGAAAGAAGGUCCUUGGCGAAGUGCAACGAGUCUCAGCAUCCUUCACCUUCAAGGCUCCCGAUGAAGCAUGGCUUCAGGGAGGCAAUGGCCGUACCGACAAGUCCAGAGAACCAAUGGGUUGUUUGGGUGAUCAAGGUUGGUACCCUUUGUCUGCCAUUCUAUGGGCCUUUGGCUGGAUCCAACCCGAAAAAGUCAUGUGCAGCCAUGUGACCUUCAACAAAGUUGACACCAUUGUGGCCUGUUCAGGGACCUUGUGGUUCCCAGGAAAUCGCUCAGCUGUGUUCGAUUGCGGCUGCACCGCACCACAUCGCAGUCAGUACGAAAUCAUUUGCGAAACUGGAACAAUCAGAUGUGAUGAUUUGGUGGGCGGUCAGAAGAGAAGUGGCAACUUUGGCGCUUAUGAGACUCCCUUUGUGGGAAGCUCUGAGUAUGUGCAAGGUGAUGUGAUGGGUAAGGAUCAGGUCAUUACAGUGGAUCCCUGUGAUCACGUGAAUCUGCUGGUAGACGACCUCGCGACGUGCAUCAGAAAAAUCAAGUCAGGCGGUGAGCCUGAUGAUGAUUGGCCCACAAGGUAUGCCUGCAAUUUGAUAGCCCGGUUCACUUGCGCCAGGUGCAAUUUCUCUCCCACCAAAGCAAGAUUGCUACCAAGAUUGAACUUUUCACAGGGUUGGCUCCAGGGCUUUGUCACCUGGAGGCAAAUCUUUCAAAUGUUUGCUGCGGUUCAGUUCAAGCGGCUGGGCUACCUCUCGCUGGACAACAAUGAAAGGUCACAGUUUCAGGCGCGUGAGCUGAAAAGCGUCUACGUGGAUGUCGUGGCGCAGUUUCUGCGUAUUGUCUUUCACAAGUGCCAUGUGAACCGCUACAAUGCGCUCAAUCAAGUGGGGCUCAUUGCCUUGAGCUGCUUGGGAGAGGUUUUAAACACCUCAGAUUCCGACAAGGAUUCGGCGGUUCCGCUUCCGGCGGUUCCUGCGCCCACGCCGACUGCGCCACCGAUGGUCACGGCAGUCCCAGCAGCGACGGUUGCGCCGAGCGCGCCAGCUGUGCCACCCAUCAAACCAAAGGAGUUUCUGGUGCCAGCGAGGCACACGCCUGCUCCAGUGGAAAUUCCGGAGCCGCCACCGGCUCCUGCCAGUCCUAAGACUCCCAAGACAGUGCAGCCUCCAAUCCACAAGGUUGCCAGCGACUUGGCUGACAUGGACGAGACCAAGUAUGAUGUCAAAACCUUGGAGCGAUUGAAGAGCCUCGUCCUCGAGAAGCAGAAGUCUGUGGAAGCAGAGGACUAUGGAGGCGCAAAGCGCUGUAAAGAAGCGAUCGUGAUGUUGAAGAAAACCGGCUUGCGCAUUUGCGAGCUGGAGGAACAAAAGAAGUCCGCGGUUGAGAACGAGGAGUACGACGUAGCAAAGUCCUUGAAGUCCGAGAUUGACAGGUUGCGGCACCAAUGUGAGGGGGUGGAAGAGAAAGAGACGAAAGUCGAGCCACCUCCCUUGCCGCAAGAAGAGGUCCAAAAGCCAUCACAGCCGUCGCCUCCAAAGCGGACCCCUCCCAAUCGGUCAGGGAGCCUGAGAUCGGAUGUGGGCAUGGGACCAUCGAAGGAAGAUGAUCCAGAACAGUCAGACUACCAGUGA
Cladocopium goreaui is the source of this 1982-nucleotide messenger RNA. Lineage: Eukaryota; Dinophyceae; Suessiales; Symbiodiniaceae. The record is from the annotation of a GenBank genome assembly.